GUUAAAGAUGGCGGAAGCUCCUCCAUGGCCCAGCCGGUUCUUCUGUCACAGAUGCUCCGCAGAGAUUAGCCCUCGUCUUCCUGAGUACACAUGUCCAAGAUGUGAGUCAGGGUUUAUUGAGGAACUGCUGGAGGAGAGAAGUGCUGACAAUGGCUCCAUGUCUACCAUCUCCAGCGGGCCUCAGAACCAGCAACCAUUUGAGAAUGCGGACCAGCACUUGUUUACGUUCCCGUCAGGUUACGGUCAGUUUGCCCUGGGUGUCUUUGACGACCGCUUCGACUUCGGGGCGGGACUGGGAACAGAGGAUAACAGGGAUGCUGAAAACAGGCGAGAAAGGGAAACGGCAUCACGGCAACGAUAUGGUGCCAGGCAACCGAGAAGUCGUCAUGGUUCAAGGCGACAAGCAGGGAGGCAUGAGGGAGUUCCUACUUUAGAAGGAAUCAUCCAGCAACUAGUGAAUGGAAUAAUUGCACCCACUGCAAUGCCAAAUAUUGGUGUUGGACCCUGGGGUGUUCUUCACUCAAAUCCUAUGGAUUAUGCCUGGGGUGCUAACGGUCUAGAUGCAAUAAUAACUCAGUUAUUAAACCAGUUUGAGAACACGGGACCCCCGCCUGCUGAUAGGGAUAAAAUAAAAACUCUUCCUACAGUACACAUUACAGAUGAACACGUUGCUUCAGGACUGGAAUGUCCAGUAUGUAAAGAAGAUUACAGUGUUGGAGAAAAUGUGAGGCAGCUCCCGUGCAAUCACAUGUUCCACAAUGAUUGCAUAGUCCCCUGGCUGGAACAGCACGACACGUGUCCGGUGUGCAGGAAAAGCUUGAGUGGACAGAACACAGCUACAAACCCUCCAGAACUAUCAGGGAUGAACUUUACCUCCUCUUCCUCCUCCUCGUCCUCCUCAUCCUCUUCGACCCCUCAGUCCUCAAGUUCGACCAGCAAUGAGAACUCGACUGAUAACUCAUAGAGAACAAUUUGUCCUUAUCACCCUAUGAGCUGUUUAUAGCUCCUAGGCCGCUGUACUUCAGAGUGGUGACCUCCAGUCUCUCCCUGCUCCAGGGUGGAGACCUGAGUGCAUCUGGCCAGGAGCACUCGAGCCUGAAUCAGGGGUAAGUGAUACGUGAAGUCCAUGUAUUUCUGCCCGUCCUGUUGCUCCCACCUUCGUCAGGGAUCUGAACAAAGGAAGGGCGGAGGCCUGGAGUGCAGCUUCUGUCAGGGAGGAUGUGGAGAAGCAUGAAAACUUCGAGAGGCUCGAUCUACCUAAAUCAUCUCGUACAGGAAGAGAAAACAAAGGAAUCCAAAGGUAGAAGACUCGGGACAUCAAGACAGUCGCUGUUCUUUUUUUUAAAAAAACGAAUCUCUUCGGUAUGAUGUAAAUGACCUGUUUUUGCCAUUGAAGCAAAAGGAAAUGUACAGUUAUUCAAUUUUUAUAAGUAGCAUUCAUAUCUCACUUAAAAAAUGACCCAAAGUGCACUGUUAAAGUGCGCACUUAAGUUUCAUUAUGGUUUAGAAUGAUACACAGUUGAUUCCUUUUGUUUUAAAACAAAAUUCCAAUAGUUUAUGAAAUGACUUUAUUGUGGAGACUUACAGAUUACCUGACACCAAACAGGUACCAUUGUUUGCACUUAAAAUGAUGCGUCAAAUUGCAGUAAUUUUGUGCUGUUUGGAUAAUGAUGUGGAUAAUUAUUACUAAAUUACACACAUGAGAAUUUUUGUUGUUAUCUUAAAGCCGAAAACACUUAGAAACAUUUCUGUGCAUUUUAACUUAAAGGUAAAUUAAAUAUUUUUAAAGUUGGAAGUUGAAAAACUAUUGAUUUGCAGUAUGAUUGUGUCGGGAAAAAAAAAAUGAUAUGAAAAUAAAGCUUGGGUGCUACCACUCAAAAUCCAUGUAUAACA
Molecule: messenger RNA, 1893 nt
Organism: Plectropomus leopardus (leopard coralgrouper)
Lineage: Eukaryota; Metazoa; Chordata; Actinopteri; Perciformes; Serranidae
Product: E3 ubiquitin-protein ligase RNF126-like
Biological process (GO): protein ubiquitination
Cellular component (GO): cytoplasm
Molecular function (GO): ubiquitin protein ligase activity
Source: RefSeq, a predicted model, not a curated record